UUUAUAGGAAAUGUUUGGUGGCUGGUCUCGUUAGCCAUCGUUGGCCAUUGAAUUUCCAUUUUCAACUGAAAAAUAAUAUAAUAAACUUUUUCACUUUUACAAUAAUUAUUUCCAUAUAGUUUAUAUAUACCUACCCACUUUUCUCUGUUAUACUCAUUUCUCAUUUUUCCUCUAAAAUCGACUCAAUUUUCAGGAAACAAAUUAUGGCUCAACCAACUGAACUUACGAGAAUAGGCCUUGCCGGACUGGCUGUUAUGGGUCAAAAUCUUGCACUCAAUAUUGCUGACAAAGGAUUCCCCAUUUCUGUUUAUAACCGAACAACUUCCAAGGUUGAUGAAACUGUAGAACGAGCAAAACAAGAAGGAAAUCUUCCAUUGUAUGGCUUCCAUGACCCCAAAGCUUUUGUUGAAUCUAUUCAAAAACCUAGGGUGAUAAUAAUGCUUGUUAAGGCCGGGGCACCUGUUGACCAGACGAUCAAGACCCUAUCUGUGUUCUUGGAAAAAGGAGAUUGUAUAAUUGAUGGCGGUAAUGAAUGGUAUGAGAACACCGAGAGGCGAGAGAAAGAGGUAGCUGAAUUGGGUCUGCUCUACCUAGGAAUGGGAGUUUCAGGUGGUGAGGAGGGUGCUCGACGAGGUCCCUCUAUGAUGCCUGGUGGUUCGUUCGAGGCUUACAAACACAUAGAAGAUAUUCUUCUCAAGGUGGCAGCUCAAGUCCCUGAUAGCGGCCCUUGUGUGACAUAUAUCGGUAAAGGUGGAUCCGGUAAUUUUGUGAAGAUGAUCCAUAACGGAAUUGAGUACGGUGACAUGCAGCUUAUUGCUGAGGCUUAUGAUGUGCUGAAGUCAGUUGGAAAGUUGUCAAACGAGGAACUACAUAGUGCAUUUUCAGAAUGGAACAAGGGAGAACUUCUGAGUUUCCUGAUUGAAAUCACUGCAGAUAUAUUCGGAAUCAAGGAUGAUAAAGGCGAUGGAUAUCUUGUCGACAAGGUUCUGGACAAAACUGGCAUGAAGGGUACCGGUAAGUGGACUGUUCAGCAAGCUGCCGAAUUAUCAGUUGCGGCUCCCACCAUCGAAGCUUCUUUGGAUGCUAGGUUCCUUAGUGGAUUGAAAGAGGAAAGAGUUGAAGCUGCAAAGAUCUUUAAAUCCGGUGGCCUUGGCGAUAUCUUGACUGGUGAACCUGUAGACAAGAAGAAGUUGGUUGAUGAUGUUCGGAAGGCUCUUUAUGCAGCCAAGAUCUGUAGUUAUGCACAGGGAAUGAAUUUGAUCCGUGCAAAGAGCGCCGAACAGGGUUGGGAUUUGAAAUUGGGUGAACUAGCCCGUAUUUGGAAAGGAGGUUGCAUCAUUAGAGCCAUAUUCUUAGACAGAAUCAAGCAGGCAUACGACAGAAACCCUAAUCUUGCAAACCUUCUCGUGGAUCCAGAGUUCGCAAAGGAAAUAAUUGAUCGCCAAACUUCCUGGAGGAGAGUUGUUUGCCUUGCUGUCAAUUCCGGUAUCAGCAUCCCAGGUAUGUCUGCUAGUCUUGCUUAUUUUGACACUUACCGAAGGGAAAGUUUGCCGGCUAACUUGGUGCAAGCUCAAAGAGACUACUUCGGUGCUCACACAUAUGAAAGGAUUGACAUCGAAGGGUCAUACCAUACUGAGUGGUUCAAGCUCGCUAAGCUGUCGAAAACUUAAAUUACUGUAUUUGAAUGAUUCCUAAUAAAUGUAAUAAUAUUUUCUACUCAAGUAUGCUGAGUUGAGUUUUCAUUGCUUCAAAGUGGAGAAGUUUAUACCAUUCUGUCUACUAAAUCACUGUUUUUGGUUUUCCAAUGAUUAUGUUGUAACUUUACUGAUCUUGAUUUGAACUUGAUGCAAAAUUGUUUCACUUCGUGAUGCCUUAGUUUUCACAUUUUGGUCA
Molecule: messenger RNA, 1893 nt
Organism: Cicer arietinum (chickpea)
Lineage: Eukaryota; Viridiplantae; Streptophyta; Magnoliopsida; Fabales; Fabaceae
Product: 6-phosphogluconate dehydrogenase, decarboxylating 2
Biological process (GO): pentose-phosphate shunt
Molecular function (GO): phosphogluconate dehydrogenase (decarboxylating) activity; NADP binding
Source: RefSeq, a predicted model, not a curated record